Tigriopus californicus is the source of this 2896-nucleotide messenger RNA. RefSeq lists its product as uncharacterized. Gene Ontology annotation, biological process: proteolysis. The record is from RefSeq and is a predicted model, not a curated record. Gene Ontology annotation, molecular function: serine-type endopeptidase activity. The transcript has 26 exons. NCBI's taxonomy places the organism in Eukaryota, Metazoa, Arthropoda, Copepoda, Harpacticoida, Harpacticidae. Bases 36 to 2870 code for a protein of 944 amino acids.
AUUAAACAUUGUCGUGAGCUGUUCAUGGGAAUAAAAUGCAAGAGAUGAGUUGUCGAGGCUCUUCGAUGCAAUUCAUUACCCACUUCUUGGCGUUUCUCAUUCAGUGGGCUUUCUUGGUUUCGAGUCAAAAUAACUUGGACAAGUGCUGGCAAUCUCCACGUGGAUCUCGGAACAAGGCGUUUUUCCGAUGGUCCAGACUUGACCCCGACUACUAUUGGCUGCCUUCAGACACGUCUCGUCAACUGUUUUGCGGGAGAUGCAAAUUUCCCCAAAACCUUCUGUCACUUGAGUAUAAAGGUGAGCACCCGGGUAACUUCAUAGCUCUUCACCCUUAUGCUUAUGGCAUGACGGGUGAGGCUGGAGUGAAAGGCGGAGGACAUCUCAUGUGUGGAGUUAAAGAUCCGGGCUUUGAAUACACGACUUUGGAGGAUCGCUCUCUUGCUCCGUAUACGGAAUUUCCAGCUUGGACGGGUGAUUGGUUGAACUUCAUUCGGCGAUUCGAUGCUUUGGAUGUCCAAGCUCCCUCGUAUUGUUAUGGUUAUGUGUGUCCGAUGGUCAUCCGGGUAUACAGCUCCGCUUUCCACAACAUGGACUUCAAUGGGUACUACAUUUCUAAUUUUGUGGGCGAGAAAGUCAAACAUCAGCCCACCUACAAACAUUCGUCCAGGAAUCUUUAUAUAUGGGCUGUGAGUUCGAGUAAGUAUUUAAUAAGCAAAUUUCCGUCCCGAAAUUUUGAGGACUGCCCUCCAUACCUGGAAAUUGAGUACGAUCAACCUCGCGAUGUCCUCUUUGACGAUAUGGGCCUUAAAUACUGCUUCAGUCUGCAUGCUAAUCUACGAUGGAAGGAGGCAAUUCUAACUCAGGAAAAUAAAACGGUAAUGAAGGCAUUGGAAGAUGUCAAUGUAAUCAAUCAACCAUUACAAUGCGGAAUCAAUUAUCGAGAGUCUGAAAAUCACAUGUUCGCCUCCGGCCUUCAACCAUACGUCGUUCGAAUCCAAGUCGAGCGCACCCAAUGCGUUGGAACAUUGAUCUCGCCUCAACAUGUUCUCACUUUGGCCAAUUGCUUUUAUGCUCAAGAGGACUUAUUUGCUUUAGAGGAAAAAAUGAUGAGCAAAUGUUCCGCCAAAUCUAAUCCUACGGCCAACUACACGGAUUGCAAUCGGUUUUUUACAGCGCCAGUCAGAGCUGAUGGCACGUCACUCUCGAUGACAAUCCAGCCCUAUCAUAGUGCUUACGAUAAAUCCAUGAGUCCAUUAAACGUGGAAUGGAUCGAAUUCCACCCCCUUUUCUCUGGCCAAGAAUUCGAUUUGGCCAUUAUUGGGUUGGAUGGAGCUAUUCAAAGGAAUUCUCAACUUUAUCCCAUCUGCCUGCCUAAAUUCGAUGGGCAUGUGUUAUAUCGACCAAGGAAGUGGGAAAACUAUCAAGUCUUGUAUUCCCUCAAAGCUGUCUCCAAAGACCAACGCUUCAGUAGGUUUCGGACGGACGUCAAUGGACCUGAGAAAUUUGUGCCUUGUAGUGUGAAGCCUGAGGCUGCCAUUCCAGAAUCAACGUUCAUCCACGAUUAUUGCUAUUUUGAAGAUUCUGAGGGAAAGUCUGAGUACAUUGAUCCACCAAUUGUACUUGGUGACACUAAAAUCACCAUGUGGGGCGAAGUCCGCCAAGAAGAUUCUCCAUAUUACAAAAAUCGACGAGCUAUUAAUAAGUAUCAGUGUGAAUACUUUUACGAAGUCCUCGAGUACGAAGAAUCACGCUCUGACUUAAAGGAUGAGGAUCGACAAAUCCGGAAUCUACAACGGAACGUGCUCGAAUGUUUCGCCAUGGUCACUCUGGAGUUUGCCAAUCCCAACAGAAGAGGUGUUCGUUGCUAUGAGCGAAGAAAGAAAUGUCUCAAGGAUUUCGGAUGGUGUCGGGUGGGUCGUGGAGAUUUUGGGUUUUGCAGCGAGGCCAAUGUUCUUCCGGAUAAACCCGAGUCUCGUUAUCCCCUCUUCGAAGUCCAAACCUUCAUAUACCCCAAGAAACAAUGCGAAAACGGAUCUCUUUUGGCGUCAACGACUCGUAUAUGUACCGGUCAUAUAACUCGAUCGGCGACGGAAUACAUAUUUUUGGUGGAACGGGACCUGAUUGCUAGUCGACCAAGCUUGACCUACGGUCAAAAUAGCGAGGUUGUGGUGUACGAGGUCGUUGAAUAUAUCAACGGAAUCCAAAGACCGAUGGUUCGAGCCCGGGACGAGUUCGGGAGAUACCGCACCCUGAAAUCAUCUUUGGAAGGAGUCUGUCAUGGAGCGGGGGGCGAGGAUGAUUAUGAUAACGGAUCACCGACUUAUUUCAGGUAUCCAAUUCAAGAGACAUGGACUGGACAAGACCAGGAACCAGGAAACUCGUACGCAGUCUUGUACAGCUUGCAAGGGAUGACAGGGCGAUUUUGCAACUUCGAGGAAUAUUACGACACUGAGGUUUUGGUGGCACACUCUGAAGUCAUGGGUUGGAUCAACGAAGUCAUUGGCGAAGUCGAGGGAUUUCGAAAAUUUUACGAUCCAGCCAUAAGUGAGAUUAACAUGGACUUGAAACAACUGGAAAUUACGACCACAGCUUCCACAACUCGACUAGCCAAAACAACGACGGACUUUGCCAAGGCUUGGGGAAAUUCGGAGCCAUUCGUUCAUUACAAAGACCGGCUUGGAACAGAUCAAUAUUUGCCUCCGGAUUUCCAACCCUAUUGGCCCCGAAAUCAGUUGAUUCAGACGAAACCCCCAUUGAUCUACUUUGAGAAUUACGUUCUCGAUGAUUGGGACCGAAAUUCUGGCCAUUUUAAAUCCUGCAACAUUGGAGUAUACCUUGUAGCUAUUCUAACAAUGUGUUUAUUUUCAUAAAUGAAGCAAAGUUUCCCAAUCGAAAA